UUUCUCGCCCAACCCCGUCUCCCUUCCCCGGAAGACGAAUCACGAGCACACGAUUCCCCCAAUUCUAACCCUAGAAACAGAGCGCAGGAGGGCCAGCCGCAACCGGGACAAAAGCGGAAACCAGCCAACCCAAGCCUCGAUUUCUCCAUCGCCGCGGCAGAAGCUACGAGGUCCAGAAGGGAGCGCGAGAAGCUUGCGUGAAGGACUCAACCAUGGCGAGCGCGGAUCUGCUGCGGAGGGAGGAGGAGUUCUACGAGUCGCUGUUCGAUUCCGCCAAAGGCGAUGCCGCUGCCGCCAAGACGCGUGGGCAGAUGAUCGAGAGGAAGAUUGAAGCCCUGGAGGACAUGGCAACCAAGGUUAGUAACCGGAGGUCUCGCAGAUGGUUGAAUGAUCGCUUGCUGAUUGAGCUCGUCCCUCGUCUUCAUGUUGAAGAAAUCAAAGGCCUCUUUGCCCCUCCGCCAUUUGGUGAGGAAGCACCACUGUCAGCAUUUUGCAGGACAAGUGUUGGUGAGUGGGAUGCAUUCAGGAGCAUUGACAUGGACGUUGAGGCAAGAUUUAUGCAACGGAUGAAACAAUCAUCAAAGCAGAAGAAUCUUGUGAAUGAAGAUGAGUCAAUUGUGCUGAAUGUUAUAUUUUUGGUUGUUGUUAUAAUGCUUAGAACAUGUGUGGUGUCAAGACUUGGGAGUAAAAAUAAAAUGGUACUAGUAAUAUUUUGGUUGUGUAAUGCUAUGUAGCACAUGAAGAUAAUUCAUCUACUCUCAUCUGUUUGGUUUGUAGUUUCGGAACACUGAGCACAUAUAGAUUAAAUGAAUCAUGCAAAUGGAAAGAAAUGGAAUCUGAUAAAUGUUUGUUGAACUGAGUUCAGUUGUUAAAACCAACAAUUCAUGCACUGCUUAUAUUAGUAAGUUCAAAUUAUGUACUGCUGAUGGGCUUAUGUAUGAGUUAGCAGUUUAGCACCAUUAUUCUGAUAAAACAAAGAACAUGCUGUUUUGAUCAAUUUGGUUCUACUUCGGAUUGAGUAGGAAAAUAUUUGCAAGUAUUGACUGUGUUAUGGAUCUUCCAUAUGGAGUCCUACUCACUGCUUGUAAGUUCUAUCUGUAUCUGUUUAAUACUUGUUAGAUUCAAUAGUACAGCCAGCUUAGAUGCUCUGCAGAAAGCAUAUACUUGACUAUGUUAUUCUUGAAAAGAAAGUAUAUACUUGUCUAUAUCUGUAUUAUUUUGCUGUUGUUUAAGUUAGCAAAAACCGUGCUUCACUUUUGCAGGAAUGGAUCAGGGCCUUCAUUGAAGACACUACUGAUAAAGAUGUGCUUGUGUUGAAUGUCCAGGACCCAUUUCAGAGGUUGCUAUUACAUGGUGUUUGCGAGUUUUACAAUGUAACGUCUACGACCACGGGUACUGUGCAAGAUGGAAAGCCAUGGAAGACAACAACAAUCAAGAAGCGUUCGGGGACGGGUGUUGCCCCCAUGAUCACAUUGGUUAGUUUCCUGAGAACAAAGAAGAAUG
This is a messenger RNA of Triticum dicoccoides, 1503 nucleotides long. RefSeq lists its product as uncharacterized. The record is from RefSeq and is a predicted model, not a curated record. NCBI's taxonomy places the organism in Eukaryota, Viridiplantae, Streptophyta, Magnoliopsida, Poales, Poaceae. The coding region runs from base 213 to 734 and encodes 173 amino acids. The transcript has 6 exons.